GGGGUGGGCGCAUGCGCAGAAGACGUGGCAGUCUGCGUAGCAGCGACUGAGGAGCUGGGUCGGUCGGGCCAGAGGCCUCCGGUUGUCGGGAUGGACGAGGAUAUUUUGACCACGCUGAAGAUCCUCAUCAUCGGAGAGAGCGGCGUCGGCAAGUCUAGCCUUCUGUUACGGUUUACCGAUGAUACAUUUGAUCCAGAGCUUGCAGCAACAAUUGGUGUUGACUUCAAAGUGAAAACAAUAUCUGUCGAUGGAAACAAGGCUAAACUAGCAAUCUGGGACACUGCAGGUCAGGAACGGUUCAGAACGUUAACACCCAGCUAUUACAGAGGAGCACAGGGUGUUAUAUUAGUUUAUGAUGUCACAAGAAGAGACACUUUUGCUAAACUAGACAACUGGCUAACUGAAUUAGAAACAUACUGCACAAGAAAUGAUAUAGUUAAAAUGUUAGUAGGAAACAAAAUUGAUAAGGAAAACAGAGAAGUUGACAGAAAUGAGGGUCUCAAGUUUGCCCGAAAACAUUCCAUGUUGUUCAUAGAGGCAAGUGCAAAAACAUGUGAUGGUGUACAGUGUGCCUUUGAGGAGCUUGUUGAGAAAAUCAUACAGACUCCAGGACUGUGGGAAAGUGAGAGCCAAAACAGAGGUGUAAAGUUGUCAAACAAUGAAGAGGGCCAUCGAGGCGGCUGCGGUGGCUACUGUUCUGUGUUAUAAACUCCGGAAGACUUGUUCUUUGGUGUAUUUAAAUGGAUAGUGGUGUCCUCUGUACAUAAACUUACAUCUGCUAUUUUAGGGACCUUGCGGUUUGCACAUAUUUGUGUAUCAUGGCAGUGAACAUUUUUCUAGGAAAAUGUGCUCUGCAGCUUUUCCAGUUGAGAACUGUUAUGGUUAGCAUGCCUAAUUUGAAACUUAUAGGUUCUUUUUAUAUGUGGCAUAAGAACUUGUUGCAGGAACAAAGACACUCAAAUUUCAUAAUUAUCAUGGAAUUACUUUGGGGAAAUAUUUCAAACACAUGUUGGCUUCAUUCUGUUUAAACUCGGGUCUUUAACUCAACUAUGGCACUAUUUGAGGCACACAAAUCUCAAAUGGUACAAGUCGAUACAUGUAAAAUUUGCACAAUUUUAUUGGCAAAGGCCUUUUCUUACCAGUUUAACAGCAUGGAUAUACAAUCCCUUUUUAGCUUAAAGCAACACUUUUUCUAGCUUGUGACUAAUCCCAGUUAAAAUCUGUGAUCUUGAAAGAGGUGCAAAUUAUGUUUGGCGGGGGUUGGGUGAGAAGAGGAGAUUUUAAAUUUUUUUCACUUCAGUGAAUACUAUGAUUGUCUAAUUGGAUUUUUUUUAAAUCCUGAAUGUGUGUGUGGACUCUUGCACCAUGGCGUUCAUGAUGUAGUGUGCUGUGGACCUGCAGGAGAAUUUUUUUCUUUAGGUUACAGGCUUAAUGGAGUCUCAUUGUGAAUCACUUUGCCAAGCUUUGAAUGCUUGUUUCUAAAUGUUAGCAAUGUAACUUAAUUUCAGUAACCCAAAAUUGUUGUUCAUAUGUAAUUUGAAUGGUGUGAACCAGAUGACUGCUCAACUUGUGGCUGUUGGUUCUGAAGCUUAAAUAAUGUUUAAAAGCUCUAGUCUUCUGGGUGUGUAUGUGUAAGGCAUGUGCUAUUUCAUUGGAAUUUGCUGUAACAAACAGCCAGUAAAUUGCUCGUUUCAGAGAACUUGUAUAGACUAAUAAUUUUUUUUCACAGUAUUCACUUUUUUGUAACACCUUCCUCAUGUACAGGUGAAUUUUGUAAGACACAAUUGGAAGAUCUAUUGGACUGUUGAUCCUGUAAUAGACAAUACUAAUGACUUAAAAUACUGUGGGGUACUGAUAUAUUUCGCAGUAUGAGCUACUGUGCAAUUUCCUGUAAAUAUAUACAGUAAACUGAAAUACCUUUAUAAUGUUGCUUUUUUGUAAACUUAAGAGCUGCACACCACCUGGUCUUUCACCAAGUAUAUGAGCUGUUGUCACUUUAAAUACAUUUUACUUAAACCUUUAAUUUCCACUUUUUACACUUGUUGGGAAACUAUCAAAGUUUUGAAGUUCUAUAAGCCAAACAUGAUAAGUAAAGGUUCACACUCCUUAGGCUAAAUGAACAGUUUUCAGAUGUAUGCCACCAUUUUAAUUUAUGGCACAUUUGCUGAACUGCUUAUUGCCCAGUGUAAAGAUGGCAAAAUGCCCCUUGAAUAGAUGGGAGGGAAUCAAAUAUUAUUGCAGAGAGGUGUGUUCCUAACUACAUAAUAAAGAUUGUGAAGCAUCUGCCAUCUUUUUAUCAUAGGAUAUGUGCUUAAGUUUUGUGCGGUGUCCUGUUCUCCAUAUUCCUGUUCUUCAAUAACCAAAGUAACCUUUGCAUUUCACUUGGGAUGGAGGCUGAACUGAUUAACUGAACUGGUGGUUGUAUUUGCAAAGAUAAGAGGCACAUCUUCUUUGGAAGCCAUCUUCUUUCGGCACAUCUUCUUUGGAAGCCAUGCUGUAACAUGAAACUUGCAAGCACCCAAAAGUGCCUCAUUUUGAAUUCUAGCUUUUCCCAAAGUCCAUCUUAAAAUUUAUCUUAUGCAGUCAUGAAUGGCUUGACCAAUAUGAGCAUACCACUUUAUUUCGACAUUUUCCUUGGCUUAAUAAAGGCAUUGCCCUAAUGUGGA
Messenger RNA from Zootoca vivipara (common lizard), 2666 nucleotides. RefSeq names its product RAB18, member RAS oncogene family (gene RAB18). The record is from RefSeq and is a predicted model, not a curated record. Gene Ontology annotation, molecular function: GTPase activity; GTP binding. Lineage: Eukaryota; Metazoa; Chordata; Lepidosauria; Squamata; Lacertidae.